GCCCAAAUCUGCAUUUAAAUUGCGCCAAUCUUCAGCAAGUAGAGGAAGAAAAUUUUACACUUAAACAGGUGAGACAAUCUAGUUUUAUGAACUCACUCUCUAAACUUAUGGCUUACUCUUACGGCAGUUCAAGACUCGCUCAUUUGUUUUUAGAGUAGGAGUAGUGUCAACUUCCGGUCUCGCGUCAUUUUUUCCACUUGGAAAAAUGAUUUUAAUAAUUUUUAGCAGCAAAUAACUGCAACGAUUUGUUAAGUAACGAUUUUCGUUCCAGAAAACGGCAUUCGCUUCGAUCAACGCGACCCAAAUUUUAGUGACCGUUUGGAGUUCAUGAACAUAAAUUGUAGUCACAACAACACGGCGAACCAGACCACCUUCAGUCUCCUAGAAGACCUUCCAGUUGGAUGUUAUUUACUUCCCUUUAGGUGACGUCUUCACGUUUAUAUAGCUUAUAACAGGAACGAACAAGAACUGAAACUUGUUUACAGAAAGAAAAAAAAAACGAUUUCGGCCGGCUUAACUUUCUGCCAAGUUUAUGUUUACAAUCAGGGUUUUUUCCCUGCCUCGACCUGCCUUUGUCAUUGAAAUCCGUGUCUGCCUGUUUUAAUGAUGUAUUGUUAAGUUGGGUCUUGGUUCAUUCAUUAAGCUUGAAGUUAAGUUUGAAAAGGAAUUUAUCCUUUUCUAUUGACGGUGUCGGUGCCCGUUAUAUUUAUAUCAAGCGUUCUGGAGAUUCUUUUUUGUCUAUUAAUGCACGCGACUGCUUUAGGCUUCGCUUUAAAGUGAAGGAAUGCGUGGAUACAGCUCUGUAGCCUGGGGGGGAGUACUCCCAAUAAUGGCCUAUACGGGGAGGCUCCGCCCGACAGGGGCAUCUUUUUCAGGCUUCAGGUAUAGUCAAACCCCGUUAAUUCCGAACACUAAGGGGGCCAUAGAAAGUGUCCGUAUUAAGUGGGUUGAAUUUAGAGAAAAUGUAAGGGCUUUCUUCUCCCCCAGGGACAAAGCAAACUGCCGUCCGUAACAAUGAGGUGUAAAGCGGGGCAGGACUGUAUAUAAAAGGGUAGUGAUUUCACUAGUUGAACUAUAUAUGAAAGAGUAGGGAAAUAUGGCAUUUCGAUAUGUAAAAAGGCCCACAAUUAAAAGUCUAACAGAUGCAUUUUUUGGCUGUAAAAAAGUCGAGAAAACGUUCUGGUUUUGUGAUGUAUUCAUAUUUCAAAGACAGUGCAGCAGUUAGGGAUGCAAAGUUCUAAACCAGGUAUGUGAAACGGGUACCAUUUGUCAAUAGAAGGUAUACGAAAGGGGCACCUUUUCGGUCUAAAUUGGUAUAUAAAAGGGUAAGGGGUUGGAUCUCGGGGUUGAGCCUCCUAGUGUAAAACUUUCGUGAGUACCCCCCGGGCUCUGUAGCCGUCAACACGAUUUAGGGUAGUUAAGGAAAAAGCUUCAGAACAAUAACAAUUACUAGACCACAGAAUCACAAUAUUCCAAUUAUUGUUUCCAAUGUUGCCUGCUCAGGCAAGUUAAGGCACGGGCUGAAAGGCUAAAAAGACCCCCCACAGAGAAUGCAAAGAUCUUUUUAAUGACGCAGAAGAAUGAAAGUUAAGGUUUCCACAUAAAUCUCACUAAAAUAGUUUUGGAAAAUUCAUCCCAAGCAUCACAUGAUAUUCCUUGGACCAUGACGUCACAAAAUCUGUUUUCUCAAACGGGGCAAGGCUGUUAAACUUCAGGUUAAAAAUGCUUGUCAUCAAAUUGUCAGCCAAACUGUCUGGAUUGUCAAUUAGCCUUGCUGGGUUGGUAAAAGUAUUUUUGUUAAGAGUUAUUAAAGUCUUUUAUAAGUCACCUGACCUGUUUUUCUUUAUUUCGUAAUCAUUGCCCUACUUAGACAUUCAUGCAAGGCUAUUUCAUAAUAUGCAGGCCAUAGGUAAAACACUGGUUCCUAAGAAUAUGUGCUGCUCUUUCAUUUCCUUUCCCCCGUUUGAAUUUGAACAUUUUGACCGUUAACGAUCUUUUGCAGGUCACGUGACUGAUAUUUGAACAAUGAAUAUGUCACAUAUUGUUAAGGCUACCAAGCUAAAUUUCAUGACGACUGAUCAAAACAAUCCGUUUCAAAUGCCACUUCGCCAAAUUAUACACAUUAUGAGGUGACUCAUGCCUUAAAAUGCCUAAGUGAUAAUUAAUUUUCAUAAAAAUCACAUUAGUUUAUGCGAUUGAAGGUUUUGCCCUAGUUAUCCGUUUGUUGGUAAGACAGGAUAGGACGCACUACUUGUAGUCUCAUCCAUGUCAUGGAAUGUUCGCGUUGCAGCGAACAAAGGAAGUUCUUGGCUACCGAUAUUGGCUACUGGCUCUUGUCAUGAAGAUAGCCGGUCGGCUGCAUUUAUCGGACUGACUUCUAUACUAGCUGGUCAUACCUUUCUCUUAGAAUUUAUUUCUGAGCUAUUGACGGUGUCGGUGCCCGUUAUAUUUAUAUCAAGCGUUCUUGGAAUUCUGUUUUUCUCUAGUAAUGCACCCGACUGCUUUAGGCUACGCUUUAAAGUGAAGGAAUGCGUGGAUACAGCUCUAUAGCCCAGGAAGAGGGGGGGGGGAGUACUCCCUAUAAUGGCCUAAACGGGGAGGCUCCGUCCGAAAGGGGUAUCUUUUAUAGUCAAAGCCCGUUAAUUCCGGACACUGAGGGGGUCAUAGAAAGUGUCCGUAUUAAGUGGGUUGGAUUAAGAGAAAAUGUAAGGGCUUUCUUUUCCCCAGGGACAAAGCAAACUGCCGUCCGUAACAAUGAGGUGUAAAGCGGGGUUUGACUGUAUAAAAGAGGGUAGUGAUUUCACUAGUUGAAGUAUAUAUGAAAGGGUAGGGAAAUAUGGCAUUUCCAUCUGUAAAAAGGCCCACAAUUAAAGGGAUAUUAAACAGAUGCGUUCUGGUUUUGUGAUGUAUUCAUUUUUCAAAGACAGUACAUUUACAGCAGUUAAGAAUGCAAAGUUCUAAACCAGGUAUGUGAAACGGGUACCAUUUGUCAAUAGAAGGUAUACGAAAGGGGCACCUUUUCGCUCAAAAUUGGUAUAUAAAAGGGUAAGGGGUUGGAUCUCGGGGUUGAGCCUCCUAGUGUAAAACUUUCGUGAGUACCCCCGGGCUCUGUAGCCGUCAACACGAUUUAGGGUCGUUAAGGAAAAAGCUUCAGAACAAUCAAAGUUACUAGACCACAGAAUCACAAUAUUCCAAUUAUUGUUUCCAGUGUUGCCUACUCAGGCAAGUUAAAAUAUCUGUACCGGCAAAUUUUCAACAUUUAGUUUCGGCCUCAAAAUCUUUCUACAGUAAGUUCAGUUGAUGUAAUAUGUAUAUCUGUUUUUUUUUUCGAAUAUACCUUCGCGGAGUAAAUCUACUCAAAAGUUGACCGAUUUACCGGAAGUUAGAGAACAAUUUUCAUUUCCCUUACUAAGAAAAAAGACUGCAGGAGACACCAGGACCGCAAUUUGACUCCCCUUUUCAGCAUCAAUUUAGAUUGAUGCGUUCAACAAAAUUUAUUCACUGCUUGGAUUCAUUGACAAACUACAGCCGCUGUAUGUUCUUGAAUUUGAUUUUUCUUGCUUCUGUUCAAGCUGUGAUGACUAAUAUUACUUGCUUCUAGUCAAAAUACGUUUCGUUCUUACUCCCUUUUCCAGUACUUAUUAUUGUAUAAAAUUUAUAUCAUAUCGGCGUGUCUUCUCACCUGAUAUAUUCCGACAAUUUUGCGGGGAGAGUAAACGUUCUCUCGGUCCUAAUCCUCUGGUCUGUUUUUCUGCCGAUUUCUUUCUCUUUACAGAAGAAUGCAAAGCUCUAAACCAGGUAUGUGAAACGGGUACCAUUUGUCAAUAGAAGGUAUACGAAAGGGGCACCUUUUCGCUCAAAAUUGGUAUAUAAAAGGGUAAGGGGUUGGAUCUCUGGGUUGAGCCUCCUUGCGUAAAACUUUCGUGACUAGCUACCCCCGGGCUCUGUAGCCGUCAACACGAUUUAGGGUCGUUAAGGAAAAAGCUUCAGAACAAUAAAAGUUACUAGACCACAGAAUCACAAUAUUCCAAUUAUUGUUUCCAGUGUUGCCUACUCAGGCAAGUUAAUAUCUGCACCGGCAAAUUUUCAACAUUUCAUUUCGGCCUCAAAAUCUUUCUACAGUAAGUUCAGAUGAUGUAAUAUGUAUAUCUGUUUUUUUUUUUCGAAUAUACCUUCGCGGAGUAAAUCUACUCAAAAGUUGACCGGUUUACCGGAAGUCAGAGAACAGUUUUCAUUUCCCUUGCUAAGAAAAAAGACUGCAGGAGACACCAGGAGCGCAAUUUGACUCCCCUUUUCAGCAUCAAUUUAGAUUGAUGCGCUCAACAAAAUUUAUUCACUGCUUGGAUUCAAUGACAAACUGCAGCCGCUGUAUGUCCUUGAAUUUGAUUUUUCUUGCUUCUGUUCAAGCUGUGAUGACUAAUAUUACUUGCUUCUAGUCAAAAUACGUUUCGUUCUUACUCCCUUUUCCAGGACUUAUUAUUGUAUAAAAUUUAUAUCAUAUCGGCGUGUCUUCUCACCUGAUAUAUUCCGACAAUUUUGCGGGGAGAGUAAAACGUUCUCUCGGUCCUAAUCCUCUGGUCUGUUUUUCUGCCGAUUUCUUUCUCUUUACAGAAGAAUGCAAAGCUCUAAACCAAGUAUGUGAAACGGGUACAAUUUGUCAAUAGAAGGUAUACGAAAGGGGCACCUUUUCGCUUAAAAUUGGUAUAUAAAAGGGUAAGGGGUUGGAUCUCUGGGUUGAGCCUCCUUGCGUAAAACUUUCGUGACUAGCUACCCCCGGGCUCUGUAGCCGUCAACACGAUUUAGGGUCGUUUAGGGAAAAGCUUCAGAACAAUAAAAAUUACUAGACCACAGAAUCACAAUAUUCCAACUAUUUUUUCCAGUGUUGUUAAGGCAUGGGUUGAAAGGCUAAAAAGACCUCCCACAGAGAAUGCAAAGAUCUUUUAGUUUUUAAUGACGCAGAAGAAUCCAAGAAAAGGGUCCCACAAAGAUAUUUAACAAUUAUUCCUCGAGCCCGAAUGGGCUCUGAGGCAAUAGCCCAUGAGGCCGAACGCCGAAUGGGCUAUUUACUUAGAGGCCAAACGGGGCAAGGCUGUUAAACUUCAGGCUAACUUUGAAUGCUUGUCAUCAAAUUGUCAGCCAAACUGUCUGGAUUGUCAAUCAACCCUGCUGUCAGUUGUUUUAAAUGGGGAAGGGGAGGGGGGAAUUCGUGCAUCCGAAAACCCCCUUUCCUUUUUGAUACCUGUCACACAGGCUAAGUCCCCCCGGAUCCUAUUCAACUAGCCUGCGUCACAGACCUAAUCUAACCCCGGUUAGAAAUGUCUGAGAAGCAGUGCCGAUAUCCUUGUUUUGGGUCCCCAUUGGACUCCGGAAUUGAAUUACCGGAAAUGUGUGUCAAAUUUCCUUCAACCUGAUUGGCAAAUUGAGAAUGGCUUUUUUAACAGGCCAAUCAUGGCACAUACUCAAAUCCUGGUAAGGUGGGGCCCCAGAACAAGAACUUCAGCGUUGCUUCGCAGACGGACUUAACCAGAAGUUAAGUCAGUUCCAUCUGUGGCGCAGGCUAUAUUCAACUUGUUUCCUGGGAUUAUUGUAAUACAGUUGACUCCCGAUAACUCGAACCUCGCCCUAGCUGGAACCAAUGAUUUCCUUCAUACAUUUAGUCAGGGUUGAAAAUUAAAUCACGGCUUUUAGCCUGAAUCUUUAGGCUUUUUUGUCAAGCCUUAUUGUUUCCCCGGCUAUCAAUAAUGAAUAGGUUUGCUUUGUACGUGUUCAGCAUGUUCGCGAGCGACGAGGAGCUUCGUCGGCCACAGGCCGACACGUCUUCGGCCGAAGGGCGAAGACACGAACGGCGAAGCCGCGAGAAAAACCUCUGGUGCAGAGCGCCCUGUUUUACCGUGCUAGAUGGACCUUGACCUUGUCUCUAAUCUGUCAAUCAAACCGGCGGUCGCAAGACUGAUUUUUAAUAGCUAAUUUAAAAGUAAUUACCAAGGGAGGAACGACGCGCUCUAGCCUAAAGAGCGACAUCAACUUUAGAAAAACAAGCUGGAGUUUAAAAAUCAUUGCUAAUCUUGUCACAGUUCAGUUAUCCAUAUUUUAUGUAGCUUUAGUUUAAGCUGCAAUCCGUUCUUCGAAAUUUGGAUCUGUAAAUCACUAAGGAGAAUUUUUAAACAUGCAUCCUCCAAAAAUUACUAACGAGCUAAGCCUUGCGUGACAGAACAUUGCAGGAAAUCUCUCACCUUCACAUUCACGGACAAAAGAAAAUCACUCUUAGUUAUUCAGAUCCAGGAGGCACUUUGGACAAAAUUUAAAAACAACCUAAAAGUUUACUUAGCCGCAAUGAAGAAGUUUACGUUUCAAAAGAGGUCAAAGUAAAUGCUGUCGACUCGCAUCAGAAGGCAAAUCAUUCCGACCAGAAAUGAACUGCAGAAAAUCAAUAUGCGGCGUGCCAGGACCUCUCAGUUAGCCUGUUCCAGGCUUUCAGAUAGUGGGGAAGACGCGAAAGUGUAGGGCGCGCGAAAAUGGUGGCGGGCGGGAAAAAAAGGAAAAGGAAGGAAGGGAGAGAGAGCUCCGCCGCCUCCCCCUCUCUCCAGUUUCCUCCCGUCUUUUUUCUUAUUCGCGCUUUCUCAAUUCCGCGGGCCCGACUAUCUCGGAGCCUGGAACAGGCUACCUCUCAGUAUGAAACAGGAGGCAAAAAUAAUGCGCAUUUGCUCAGUCAUAAUCUACCCGCUAGAGAAAAAAUUCAUUUGAACAAGCAGCCUUUUGGGAGGAGGUAAAAGUCGUGUGUUGCCUGCCGACCCCCUUUUUACACACUGAAUCAUGCCAGGUAGUAACUGGAACAGCAGUGAUUUUCCAUCUAGGUCAUCUAGCCGGUCGGCAGGACCGCCAAUAUGUCUUUCCUUACAAUGCCCUCUCUUAGUAACGCAAUUAUUUCCUCCACUCCCUCGAAUGUUCCAGUGACUUCGGCUAUUGCCUUAUCUAAAUCUUUUGUUGGUACAGGCAUCUGAUAUUUCCUAUUCUCUUCCAAAAAGCGAAAACGUACGUGAUGUGUGCUUGAAUUGUUUUGAUUUGAUCUGCCACCUUCAAACACCCGCGUCCGGAGCACGCGCCUAUUGUGAUUAUAAUCCAAUCAGAGCAUUUGAAACAUUCGAUAUCUCCAAGGAUCCAAUCAGCAAAACAUCCAGGAUGUUUUGGUGUACGUAGGGUUGUAAUUGGCUCGGCGCUAUGAAAGGAAUGGCGCUCUGGUCCAGAGGCUUUUCGCGCGGGUCACUUUUUAAGACUUGACCGAAACCGGAAACCGCGCAUGAAAAGCCUCUGGAACCCAGGGUAGUUAAGCAACGGCUGAUGAUUUCAAAUUCUUGGAACCUCUAAUGAACACAUUUCUUACUGGUAAUUUCGUCGCCCACUAUUUGCAAAUCCCGGCAUGUUAGAAUCAUACGGAAAGAAUCAUUUGGGAGAUAUUUGUUUGUCUUUUUCCAGCUUUUGUAUGUAGAUGUUUUCACCGACAUCACUGAUUCAUGUGUGAUGAAAAAGGCACGUUCCAUGAAUCACUUUUUUCACAGUUCCGCGAUCUCUGUGUGUGUACAGCUGUUUCGAGAAAGGUUGUCGGAAGAAAUGCGCACGCGACAAUCCCGAAAUGUAAUAUGGGAUAUGAUCAAUAAACUGUUCGUAACGACUGAAGCUGUCGAACCUACUGUUGUUGCUUUCCUUUAGUACUCACAAACAUAUGUCCGUGGCCUCCCGUACCAUUCUUUCAAAUUUCUCUGAAGAAAAGUGCCCUCAAAGCCACCCACAAUACCUUUCGGGAUUGUCGCGUACACUUUUACCGACAACCUUUCUCGAAAUAGCUGUAUACUAAUUAACGGAAUCUGCCUAGCGCCUGACAAAAAUCUUUUUGAACUGAAAUUUCACUUUCUUCCUCGAGAAACUUUGAAAAUAUAAAGUGAUUUUAAAAGGAUUUCGCCCACAACUUUUACGUUUCACACUUGAACAAACGCAUAAAAGAAUUAGUCGUCCAUGGUGAACAAGAAUUCUCUUUUCUCUCUUUUUUUCUUUUGCGGUACACUUUAUGGUGUUUCGAUACAGUUUUUCAGAGGUCAUACCGAUAUUAGUUUCAAUCGCUUUGAAAGUGGUUUUUUCCUCUUCCGAUCGCUAUAAAAUUUUCACCAUCGAUUGGCUUUAAUUAGACUGAAAUUUGUCAAAAUGUGGUUUUAAGUAAAAUCGAUAUUACUAUGACAACAAUAAACAAAAAACUUUGAAAUUGAUAAAAGCUGAAUUUUGUAUGAUCUAGGCCAACUACUGAAAAUACAAUACUAGGAACUUAAAGUUUGGUGUUUAACAAACAGUCUCCGUAAGAAGUAUAAAAUUCUGUAUGUUUGAAUUCGACUAAAACAAAAAUAUAUUUCAAACCUUAAAUUUUCAAUAGCCGUGAUAGAUUAUUUAAUAAAAACGUUAUAAAUGACUCAAAUUAUUCUUAACUAGUGUCAGAAUGCUGCUUAAUAUCAUAUUUUGAUGCUAGGAAAUUUUGGUGUAUUUUCGUUCUUGCGAUCUAAAAAACUAACCCGUUUUCUCACCACCUAUCUAAGUGCAACUUCAUUCAAAAUUUGGACUUUUUGCGCUUUUUUGUAUAUCUCUGAAACGACUCGAACGAAUUUUUUAAAAUCUCUUCACAUAAUCUUCAUAAUGUAUACAAUAAGGUCUGAAACUUUCAUUGAGAUUGAUUUACUGUAAGACAAACCUAACCUACGAACCUGUCAAAAAUCUGCGUUAGAACAUCGACUGUUUUGACGUUAUGCUAAUUUUUCCAAAAUAAUGCGCACUAUACAUACUUCCAUGACUAGUACAUUUUAGUUUGAAUUUAUAGCAUCUUUUGAAUAUAAAACAUUGACAAUACUCACACUGAAAUGUACUAGUCAUGGAUAUAUGUAUUGUCCGCAUUAAUUUGGAAAAAUUAGCGUAACGUCAAAACAGUAAAUGUUGUAGCGCAGAUUUGUGACCGGUUCGUAGGAUAGGUUUGUCUUGACAUUUCAAGGUGUUUAAUGCAGUGAAUCAAUCUUAAUGAAAGUUUCAGACAUUAUUAUAUACAUUAUGAAGAUUAUGUGAAGAGAUUUUGAAAAAAAUUCGUUCGAGUCGUUUCAGGUGGUUAGAAAACGGGUUAGUUUUUAAGAUCGCAAGAACGAAAAUACACCAAAAUUUCCUAGCAUCAAAAUAUGAUAUUAAGCAGCAUUCUGACGCUAGUUAAGAAUAAUUUGAGUCAUUUAUAACGUUUUUAUUAAAUAAUCUAUCACGGCUAUUGAAAAUUUAAGGUUUGAAAUAUAUUUUUGUUUUAGUCGAAUUGAAACAUACAGAAUUUUAUACUUCUUACGGAGGUUGUUUGCUAAACACCAAACUUUAAGUUCGUAGUGUUGUAUUUUCAGUAGCUGGUCUAGAUCGCGCAAAAUUAGGCGUUUAUCUGUUUCAAAGCUUUUUGUUUAUUGUUGUCAUAGUAAUAUCGAUUUUACUUAAACCUACUCUUUAAGAAAUUUCAAUCAAUAGUCAAUCAUUGGUGAAAAUUUUAUAGCGAUCAGACAAGGAUAAAAUCACUUUUAAAGCGAUUGAAAAAUAUCGGUAUGGCCUCUAAAAAAGUUUUUAAAAUGUUUGUUAGCUGCUCUAUUGUCUGACAUGAAAUGUUUACAACAGCAUUACAGUGACUUACAUUUCAAUGGGCCAAUCAAAACAUCGGCUGCCACGACCGGCAGCAAGCUGCUAAUUUGGAACCCAGUUUACUGUAAUAAUUUUUACCCUUGGUGACUAGAACCCUCGAUAGCUCUAAUCUCCCUUUAACUCAAGUAAUCAUGUCUUCUUUCCCUGUAGAUCAUUUCUAUAUAAUCUCACCCUUGAUAAUUCGAACCAUGUUUUGAGUGUGCAACAAGUCAGAAUAAAAAACAGUGUGCUGAAGUCUGCAACAUUGUCAGACUUUAUAUCACAGAAACAACCGUGUCAGUUCUUUGUCUUUUCUUUAAUGUCACUCCACUUCAAAUUCAGUAUUCAUCCCUCUAUAUUAAUCAAGCUUUGUUGUAUAAUUCUUUUAUCAAUCUAUAUAUCUUGCUGCCCUCAAAGUGAAGUGUGCAUGAUACUUGUAUUCCGGACGUAGUUAAUCAAUAAACUGAUAAUCCAUAGAGAUCGAUAUCAAUCAUCGAUGAACAUCCAUUUCCAACAUCAAUUGAUCAAUAGAAAUCGAUAAAGAAAAAAAGUUGUGGCUUCGAUUAAUAUCGAUUUCCGAUAGAAAUCGAUAAUGAGUUUUUAUCGAUUGUUAUCGAUUACUAUCGAUUAAUAUUAGAAAAGACUUAAGUCAUUAUUCGGUAGAAGUUCAACAUUAACACAAUGUUGUCUGUAGCGUAUUAUUGAGUCAUUCAGUCCUGACAUUAUGCAGUUCUUUUAAUUGAUAAAAUACUAAAAGAACAAAACACUAACAGGAACAAAUUGCUCUUUGUUUGUAGUUUUUAGCUUAAGUACAGUUCAUAAUAAGGAAAGAAAUAUUAAUGCAAAAGUGGCAAAAAGUGCUGUAGCAACUCCAUAAAUAUGGAGCAUGAUAAACCCAGAUAAUAAAUAAUGGUAACUGAGCGAGCGAGAUUUGGGAAUAAAUCACACUGUUGAGAGCCAAUCAGAUUGCACGGAUCGCCACAACCUAGUGAUUUCAAGGUGGAUGCAAUUAAUAAUGGUAAUUGAACUGAGUGGAGUGCAAUUGGGUCUGAAAUAAUACGAGUGACUUCAAAAUCGGAUGAGCGCGCAGUACCAGUUCGAUUUGAAAUCACAAGUAUGAUUUCAGACCAAAAUUGCACGACACGAAGUUCAAUUACCUACUGCCAUUUUGAAAUCUCAGAAUUCAGGCAGUACCAAUAUAUAUUUUACUGACCAAGAAGCCAGUUUGUUGAAAAGCGGAAACAGAAAGGCUUUUACAUCUCGUUUUGUAUUCGAAACAGAAAUGAUGCGACAUAGAGCAAAAAUAGUGCGAUUUAAAACAGAAAUGAUGCGAUUUAAAACAUGAAUGACGCGAUUUAGAACAGGUUAUUUGUGAAUUAAUCACAUUGCUGAGAGCCAAUAAGAUUGCAGGGAUCACCAGUGAUUUCAAAAUGGAUAUAAUAAAAUCGAUUAAUAUCGAUGAUGUAGAUUGAUUUCGGAUGUCGAUUUUUAUCGAUUAACUUCGUCUGGUUGUAUUCCUUCCCCAUCCAUUUCCUUAUUUCCGGUUAUUUGCUUCGAACUCCCGAUAACUCGCACCUUUUUCGAUUUCCCUAGAAGGUUCAAGUUAUCGAGAGUCAACUGAAUUUCAAAUGCACAAAUCCUUAAGAAGGAGACUGCUCUAGCUGUGGGCUUUGAAAGUUGACCAAACUUUCAAACUUAGGAUAAUUGUCAAAAGUAUUUUUUUUUACCCCGGCCCAAACCAUCUCUCCCGGCGGCAUUUAAAAUUUUGCAAAAAUAACAACUCCAAAAGAAAACCUACCGUAGAAAGGAAGUAGAUCAUAGUGUCAAGGGUUAAACUCUGCAGAACUGUGGUAAUGUUAAGUGCAGAUUCUCUUCUCGUCUGUUUGGGUAAAUUGCCCACAACGAAAAAACAUUCAUAGAAGUCAAACUUAUGUCACCACGACUAACACACAAGAUGCACUCCACGUAAACUUGUACGUCUUGGCCUCGUUUUCAAUAGUUUGGCGAGUAUUUUCCCUUGUCUGCUUUGAUACAAUGGAUGUACCAUGGGAUCUCGCCCUAAAGUACUAAAUUUACAAUAAUUCACAACGAAUUACUUGCCGUACUCUACACAAGCAGAACUGGUUACACUUCAUUAUUUCCAAUCAUUUAGUGUAGUGCGUAUGUGCGAGAACAAUAUCUUUGCCAGUACUUUUAAUAUAUAUAUUGGUCUCACAUAAAACUCAUUUCCCAUAAAGUAGGACAUUGGGUUUCGAUGAUCCUUGACUCUGCUUGACUCCCGGGGGGUGGUACUACCAUAUAUGGGCUAUAUAGGUAUUUGCCGCUGUGAAGGGUAUGGUUUUCAAGCAGUUUACUCUAGGAUAGGAUGCAAAAAUCAGAGCGUUGGGGCCUAGAAUAGGGCAUCAUUUUUCAGGACACUGAUCAGUUGGCUGAAGGUUUUAUCUAGACUAGGGAUUGUGGUAUGAGGUUUUGUUUUGGCUAGACUGUGCUAGUGACCUCAGUAGUUUCUGGAAAACAGCUACUCUAGGAUAGGGGGGAUUUGGGGAGUUUACUCUAGUAUAGGGUAGCAAAUUCAGCUGAACUAGCUCUGGUCUAGGUUAAGGGUUCCAGGAUCCCAGCGGCACAUCCCCACCCAGAAAUUCCUAAAGUACCCCUCGGGGGGCUUGACUUCGACCGCAAGGAGAUUUAUUUUCCCUUUGUUCUCCUGGAAAAAUUGUUGCUCCCCUUUUGAAGGCUAUUUGAAAGGCAGGAGAUUUACUUUUUACGGUUAUGAUAUCGCUCUACAAAGGGAAGAGUUUUAGGAUUGAAUGUUUAUAGCCAGAUCAGUAAUUUAUUUUUUUAGGACUUGGCCACGUCGCUCAGUGCACUUUGCAGUGAGGAAGAGAGAUUUACACAAAAGGAAAUAUAAUGAAUUUAGAGAAGCGAGCGAAAGACUGCUCCAAAAUAUAAUUAUAUAAUAACCAUUUUACUUACUUGCGGAUACGAAGGACCAGUUUAGUCAUUUUGCCGACUGAAUUUCUCUUUUGAAAUACCGUUUUCGCCUUUAAAAUUACCUCUCACGGUAGAGAACUUUCGAAGCCACUUUGCCAUGCCACAUUAGCUGCAAAACCUUACGAAUUAUAUACCAAAAUGCGCCAUAUUUUAAUUAUUCCAAGCGUGCGCUGUCCAGCCAACCCAGUUUUCCACGUCCCGAUAGUUUCCCGACCGGUCACGCUUUUAAGUAAUUACAUCAAACCGCUGCCAGAAUAUGUAAAAAUGCUAUGCGUAAAUCGCGACCAAAUAACCCCCGCUUGUUAUCAAUAUUAGAUUACAUAUUUUUCAAGCUAUUUUCGGUGGUACAUUGAGGAAAGCAAUCAUACUUUGGGUUAGAACGGCAUUAUUUCGACCAAAAUUGUGUAUUUUUAAAGGUCUUUCUUAGAGCGUUCACCGGAUGUCGGCGUUAUCCGAAAUCACAUAGGGCAAACAUCGCAAUCAGACUAUACAAUACACUAUUCGCUUUCUGAGGCCUACAUGUUCUACCACGUGUCUCGCAAAUGCCUGCGAGGAGAGUCGUUUCCUGACAAAGGAAUAGGUACACGCUCUUUGCUGCCAACAAACGCAUUCAUUGCAUUUGAAGAUGUUGCUGGAUUCACAUAAUAGACAACACAUUCCAAAACUUGGAAAAAGCUUCCCUCACAGUCCAUGCUUAAAUUUUCGCUCGCCAUAUGUCAUAUGAUAUGAAAUUCAUGUUCACUAAUCUCGAGAAAUAACUAAGUUAUUUCACGAAUCACGGGUUUACUUUUGUUCACAGAUCACCAGAAAUAAAUUCUUUUGUUCACGAUUCACGGCAAUUAAAAAUCGGUCAGUGUAAAGGACUGCGGACUGCGGACUGCGGACCAGGGGUAAAAUGAAGACUGUGUGUAAAAUGCAGACUGCAGACUAAGAGUAAAACGCAGGCUGGGGUAAAAUGCAGACCGAGCAUAAACUGUAGUCGUGGAAGGGUUUAAGGGCAAAAAAAUCCUGCAAAUACAUGUAAACGAACCCUGCUUUCACAAAUCCAUUCCUUUCUUCUCUGGAACGUCGUCGACGACCCGAAAACAUUAUCGCAAUCUUGAACCUUUUUUCCGUCCGAGAGACCUCUGCAGGAAAUUUGGAUGACCUUUUAUAAAAGUAUUGGAAAUCAAGGUACGCAGACUUAAGCUGUUCAGAUGUUCAUCGAAACUUCUGGCGAAUGUGCAAUGCACUUCGACCAGGAAGCGAAGUGUGUAACUGAUACCCUACGGAGCCCAGUUAGUGCAAGCUAAUUUUUCUCAUCAAGUUUCUUUUUCACGACGUCAGGCUCUGGCACGAAUUUUUUUUUUCAGCACGACUUUUCUUCGGCACAACUUUUUUUUUGGCACGACUGUUUUUUUUCGGCACGACUUUUGUUUUCGGCACCAUUUUUUUUCGGCACGACCAGGACAGGUCACCGCCGACCAAUAUUGUUGUAGUGGCAUGGAGCACAUGGUCAUUGUAAUUCAUCAAACAAGAUGGUUGAUACAUUACUGCAAGCAAUAUCAAAAAUACAGAUAUCAUACCUUAAAGAUACCACCGACUUUAUAAAUUUUAUUGAAAGCACAAAGGUGAAAAAACGGAAAUUUCUUGUUUCGACGGACGUCACAAGUCUUCACACAAAACGAAGGCAUUUAAAUUGUCUGUAAAGCAUUUGAAAACUUCUACAAAGACAACCCUCCUAUUCCUACACAUUACCUGCGGGAAAUGCUUAGACUAAUCCUCAAAGAAAAUUCUUUCCAGUUCAAUGGAAAACACUACCUACAAACCCAUUGUACCGCAAUGGGCACAAAGACAGCAGUUUCUUUUGCCAAUAUUUUUAUGGCACAUAUUGAAACAACAAAUCUAAGCAGAACCGUUUUUAAACCUACAAUUUGGAAACGCUACAUUGACGAUAUCUUUUCCCUAUGGGACAUAAGUAAACCAGACAUGGAAGCUUUCAUCGAACAAGCAAACUUACAUCACCCAAGUAUCAAAUUCACGGCCUAAAUAUCUGACACUGAGACUGUGUUUUUAAACACGGUUGUAUACAAGGCACAAGAUUCAAGGAAAAAUCUAUCCUUGAUGUAAAGACACACUUUUUAAAAACGGAAACCUUCCAGUACACACAUUUCACCUCUUGUCACCCGCCGAUUGUUAACAAAGGAUUUGUCAAAGGAGAAGCCUUGAGAAUGCUAUGAACAAACUCCUCAAAAACCACGUUUGAGGAAAAUAUUUCAAAUUUCAAAAAACGCUCGAUUGACAGAGGCUACCCACAAACUAUGAUGGAAAAUUUUCUAUCAGAUAUAAAGUUUACAGAGAGGGAGUCUGCACUCCUGAAACACAACAACAAAGAGGAAAAAGAAAUUCCCUUUUGUGACACAGUACCAGCCCUCAGUGUCUACUUUAAAGGAACUUUUAAUGAAAAAAUGGAAUCUUAUACAAAACCAACCACUACUUCGCCAAAUUUUGAAAGAACCACCUAUCAUUUCCUACAAGAAAGGAAAAUCCCUAAAGGAUAUGCUCGUUAGAGCUAAAAUAUAAAAGGUUACACAAGGUUUCACGCCGGUAUAGAUGUGCCGCCUGUCACCGCAUUUUCUCACGAAAACAAAAAGUCGUGCCGAAAAAAAAAGUCGCGCCAAAAAAAAAAAAAGUCGUGCCGAAAACAAAAACUCGUGUAGAAAAAAAGUAUUGCCGAAAAAGAAAAGUCGUGCCGAAAAAAAGAGUCGUGCCAGAGAAAACUAACAUCUUGAAAAAGGAACUUGAGGAUAAAAAUUAUGUGGCACUAUAACUGGGUUCCUUAGAUACCGGCUAGCUAUUUCACCGAUUUAGAGAAGAAGGAGCACAAAUGUUUAAAAAAAAUCUACAGUCUUCAUUCUGCUUUUUGCACCCAGCCUGCAUUUUACACUCAGUCUGCACUUUUCCCCUGGUCCGCAGUCUGCAGUCUGCGUUUUACACUGACCGAAUUAAAAAUAGGCGUUCACGGUUCACGGAAAAUCCCCUUUCCGACCCUCUUUGAAAUAUUGUAGUAAUCAGCAUAUGGAGGCUCCAAUGAAUAACAAAUUAAAUAGCGUUGUAUAUGAUCUUCGUGUUCCGUGAAAGUUGCAGAAAUUCUCUGUGCCCGGAGCAACACAAUGAAAAAAGCAAGCUCAAUCAGAGCCAUUGCAGCUUGGGAGCCCGGGUCUGUGCAACUGGAAUGUUCAGUUCCAUUGGGCACGUGGAAUUUCCGAAUAUUUCAAACCAGAAUUUUUGUUGAUACUCAUUCCAGGAUGGCGGCUGUGAGCCAGAAGAAUGAGUGCGACUUUUAUAAGGCCCUCUCCACCAUCAGAGGGAAAGAUGGUAAAACGAAAGGAAUUGCGUGUGCAGUUGAUGUUGAUGGAAAGAAAAAAAAAGACGAAGUUGUUUUAGUAACUUGGAAGGGCUGCAUUGGGGAAGGUCAAAAUUCACUAAAAACAGUGCACCGCCAUCGGCGUAAAUUAAAAUUUAGGAGGAAUACAAAUGGAAACAUUAUCAACUGGAACCUUCAGACGACGGUAUCUUAAAGAGAGGAAAUUUUUCUUUAAUCCGGUGUGCUUCUGGGAGUAACAAUGACAAGUGGGGUGUGCGUCUCUCUCUUCGAUGUUUGAACGAAGAAGGGCAAAAGACAAACCUCAAGGCCUAUACGAUACAUGGUGAUAGUUACCAUCCCCUGACAUUAACUUACGAUGAAAGUACUAAUAAACACCAUCUUGGCAUUAACAAACUGGAUCAAUACGCGAAUCUCAUGUUACAAGGAGCUCCAAUCAUUGAAAACGAAGAAUAUCUUGUGGGAGUUUUAAAGGAUGAAGAAGGUAUCUGCACUCCUCUUUUCAUAAAAGAAGGAGAACUUGGUGAGUG
Messenger RNA from Porites lobata, 16560 nucleotides. Lineage: Eukaryota; Metazoa; Cnidaria; Anthozoa; Scleractinia; Poritidae. The record is from the annotation of a GenBank genome assembly.